AUGGCAUCAUCUGUAAUACUAACACCUACAAAUGAUGGUUCACUUCUCAUUAAUGAUCAGGUGCUGGCGUUAUUGCCGGAUGAAGAAAAAACUUAUUUCAGUGCAGAUGAUGUUGUUUGUUAUGAUGAGGAGGAACGGAAUCAAUAUCCGGUGGAAUUUUUACAUAGUAUCACACCCUCAGGUAUGCCUCCUCAUUGUCUAAAAUUAAAAUCUGGCGUUAUUGUUAUGUUAUUAGGAAACAUAAACAUAAAUAAAGGUUUAUGUAAUGGCACUCGCCUUAUUGUAAAACAUCUUAACGACAACUGUGUCGAUGCUGAAGUUCUCACUGGAAAUGCCAUUGGUGAUCGAGUACUUAUUCCAAGGUUGGAACUUGCACCUUCGCAUACAGAGCAAGAUCAUUUGAAGAUGUUAAAGUUAGCAUUGUCCCAACCUUCAAACAACGAUGCAUUGAUGGGAAAUGCACACUUCUAUCGUCUAUAUGUUCACAUGUUAUGUACAACCUUGCUGACGUGGAGUAGUAGUAAGGAGUGA
Molecule: messenger RNA, 531 nt
Organism: Hydractinia symbiolongicarpus
Lineage: Eukaryota; Metazoa; Cnidaria; Hydrozoa; Anthoathecata; Hydractiniidae
Exons: 3
Coding region: 1-531 (176 amino acids)
Source: RefSeq, a predicted model, not a curated record